UACACUUAAGCUUAACCAGACAACGGUCUUUAAACUAUCUCUCUAUAGGUAGGCUAUUUAAGAAAAGAAAUAUGCACUUUGAUUUGGCUGAUGCUAUAUCGAGCUCUAGCUCAAAGAAUAAGGAGUUUGAUGUGAAAUGCAGCCAGCCUGAAGGAAAGGCUGUACCAGAGAGGGAGCUCUGUUGGUUGCACCGGGAAUUAAGCCUCAACCUGGAGUAUACCCCACAGUGCCAGAGAAACAUGAAACAUGUGGCUCAUCUGGUUAUAGCGCUGCAGAGGAUGAAACUCAGUUCCGAGUCCAAAUCCACACCCAAUCCCUUUAGCAUGGGGAGGAAUAACGACCCAAGCAGCAACAUAUUGGACGACGUGUUACAAGAGCAUGUGAUGGUGAAUGUGCAGGAACCUGUGGGGCAGGUGAAAAAAGCAAAGGGGACCUUCAUGCGAACAGGCAGUCUGCAGCAGUGUAAACUGUGUGACGAAAACAAGAAGUACCUUGUGACCACUAAAACCAACAUUACACACAUGGCUCUACGGGCCAUGACACUGCGGGGAGGACAAAGCUCUCAGAGAGUGGAAUUUGAGCUGUCCCGGUAUGUUAAUGCCAGUUACGCUGUCCAUGCCCAGCCAGUUGUCUUGGGGAUUUCCGGUACCAAUCUAUACCUGUCCUGCUUGAGACCAGAUGGCAUGACCCCUGUCCUACAUGUGGAGCAUUUUGAUCAACAUCUGAGCACUAUCAACUCUGAGGGAGAAGAGCUUCGCUUCCUCUUUUACAAGAAAACCACAGGCAUCUCUAACACCACCUUUGAGUCGGCCAAGUACCCAUGCUGGUUCAUCAGCACCUCAGUGGAUCCAGAGCAGCCUGUAAAUAUGUGUCAGGAAAAGGACAUUGGAGUGUGCGCCGUAUUCCAAGUCAACGACUAAACACAAAACCAAAUAUGUAAGAAUGUACCUAGCACAGUCAGGAAAAAGUAUGCAUGCUGUAGAGGAGGUGAAUAGAUACACCUGUGCUUUUCUCAAACAGCUUUACAUCGUUCAUCAACUCAUUCCUUCAACCACCACCAAUAUCUGUGGCCCGGGUUGUUGUGAGUGUACAUGAACAGCAGGUGGUGUUGUAUUUUCGUUUUGCACUCUUUAAGUGCUCCUUAUGCCCAUAGAGAUGGAUAGAGGACACAGGGUGAAUGUAACAGGAUUUUGUGGGACAUCGCCAUUUUAAAGUAGUCAACUGGAUGGGUCUUUGGGUUAUUGCUUCAUCACUCCUGACGAUCCUGUUGGAGUCAUGUUCACCUGGGUCAGCAGGAGGGAUCAGCCAAUUUUGAAAAAGUACUUAAUCAAAAUGGAAUUUGCAUCUAUGGCGCUGCUCGCGGGCUUACGGAUGCCAUAAUGGGAACUAUUUAGGGAUAUUUCCGCUAUCCAUCUUUGUAUUCAUGCCUCAGCAGCCCUGCUCUCUCUGUUAACUGUUUAGUUAAAACAUAUACACUAGAGACAGGAUCAAGAAGGUCUCACUCCAACCUUCCAUGUUUUAGUCUCAGUCUUUAAAUGCUGAACGUGUUGUAUUUUAAAUGUAUUCAUACUGAAUUGUUUAUCUUAUGGCUACCAUUUUAUUUGCUUAGAAUAGGAUGUAGGCUUGAAAUUAGAGUAAAGAGUAUAAAAUAAUUGUUAAUAUUAAUUCUCCUUGUCUAACAUUGUAGACAUUUUAUUAACUGUGAAAUUGUGACUAAAUUUGAUUAUUUAUUAUCAAUGAGAAAUUAAAUCCUAACAUUCCAAUAUUCUGGAAAGAGUUACAUUGAUUUUACCCAGUGUAUGUAUAAUAAAAAUCAAAGAAAAUGUACUACUUAACAACAGCUAAAAUCAUGUAAUAUAUGGACAAAAAUAUAUACUUUUAAUUUAAUUUGUCAGUGAUUGCAUGGUAAUGUAUUCUGCUGUAUGUUAAAAUUAAAUGUAAUCAUUUUGAUU
Esox lucius (northern pike) is the source of this 1952-nucleotide messenger RNA. RefSeq names its product interleukin 1, beta (gene il1b). Bases 72 to 920 code for a protein of 282 amino acids. The record is from RefSeq and is a predicted model, not a curated record. Gene Ontology annotation, molecular function: cytokine activity. Gene Ontology annotation, biological process: neutrophil activation; cytokine-mediated signaling pathway; macrophage chemotaxis. Lineage: Eukaryota; Metazoa; Chordata; Actinopteri; Esociformes; Esocidae. The transcript is spliced from 7 exons.